AUGGCGAAGCAGAAACCGAGCGCGGCGGCCCACAAUGCCCCGGGGGCGCCUCCGCGCCAGCCAAUCCGAGAGCGGCAUGGGAAGGCGGGGCCGACGGCGCUUCCGCCACAGGGCGACGCCCCGCCCCGGAGACGGGGCCCCGCCCACAGCCACGCCCAGUUUCGGGACGCGUCCAACCAGGGGACAGCUGCGGGGAUCGCGCUCUCUCACCGGAGCCCUGCAUCCUUAGUCCUGCCAGGCCAGGAGGAAUCCCCUGGGGAUUUUGCUAAGAUGCAGACAGUGUCAUCGCAGACAGGCCAUGCCCUGGCCGCAACUACCCUAGCGUCCUUGCUCAUGCGGUCCCCUGGUUGCAGUGCUCCUCUCCUGUCUCCUAGUGAAAUGCUGUCACACCGUCAAGGCCUACCUCAAGCUCUCUUUGUUUCAUCAAACUCUUACAACGAAAAUCAAUGGGACUGCCAAAAAACACGGGAUACGGUGCUCACAGAAAUUUCUCGAGGAGCAUUCCAUGUGCCAACUGCUGCAGCUCAAAUCUUACCGGCCCUGAUGGGAAAGACCUACCUGGAUGUUAACAAAGACUCUUUUUGUGUCUAUGGCUCAGAUCCCCUCCACAUCUCCACUCUGGAGCCUGUAUCGGUGACGCCCACUGUCUCACCCUCUCAAAUCCAAGUAAAUUACUCUGUGGUAAUCAAUAAUGGAAAAGAUCACAUUGUGGUCUCUGUGCCAAAUGGUUCUGUUUUCCUAAAUGUGAUGGAACAAGCUCAGAAAGAAAAUGCAACUCUAUUUAGUUUCACAGCAGAGGAGAGCCCAUGGGGCCCCUACAUCACCAGCGUUCAGGGCAUAAAGGCCAACAACAAUGACAGGACCUACUGGAAGCUCCUGAGCAAUGGCGAGCCCCUGAGCCAAGGAGUUGGUAGUUACGUUGUCCAUCAAGGAGAUCAUCUGGAAGUUCGCUGGAGCACAUACUAACAAAUUCAGACCUUCCUUAGCUGCGUCGAAUUCUUUUGCAGUAGACUUGCAGGCAGACAUUGGCCUCAUGCCUUCCUUUUCACUCAUCUCAAUUUCAACAGGAGGGUCAAAAACCUCCCCUUCUUUCUUUGUGUGUUCAAUAAAAGAUCAACAACAAUAUAAAAAGA
Messenger RNA from Ailuropoda melanoleuca (giant panda), 1133 nucleotides. Its product is annotated as transcobalamin-1-like. Gene Ontology annotation, molecular function: cobalamin binding. Gene Ontology annotation, biological process: cobalamin transport. NCBI's taxonomy places the organism in Eukaryota, Metazoa, Chordata, Mammalia, Carnivora, Ursidae. Bases 1 to 966 code for a protein of 321 amino acids. The record is from RefSeq and is a predicted model, not a curated record. The transcript has 6 exons.